GGCUCCAGACAGAAAUGGGCAGGGCUCCGUGCGAAGGCGGGAGGCGGAGCGUGGGCAGGCCGUCCCCUGCGAGGUGCGUGCCGGGUAGUAGCCGGCAUGCUCUGCUGGGCCCGAUCCUGCAGGCUUCCCCGUGGGGCGCUCGGUCCCUCCACUCCCAGCUUCUCGAGGGUGCCCGUCAUACGCAGCAGCAGCAACGGCCAAAGGGAGGGCAAGCGGAGGCCGCUACCGCUGUCCUACAGGCUUCUGGACGGGGAGACGACCCUCCCGGCUAUAGUCCUUCUGCAUGGGCUUUUCGGCAGCAAAACCAACUUCAACUCCAUUGCCAAGGCUUUGGCCCAGCAGACAGGCCGGAGGGUCUGUCCCCAGACUCGCCCACCUUGAUCUGCAGUCCCUAUUGGGAUACCUGUGCUGCUCCAUCUCCCCAGGUGCUGACAGUAGAUGCUCGGAACCAUGGUGACAGCCCCCACAGCCCAGAUGUGAGCUAUGAGGCCAUGUGCCAGGACCUGCAGAGCCUCCUGCCCCAGCUGGACCUGGCACCUUGUGCCCUCAUUGGCCACAGUAUGGGAGGAAAGACAGCCAUGCUGCUGGCGCUCCAGAGGCCAGAGCUGGUAGAACGGCUGAUUGCAGUGGACAUCAGCCCAGUGAAGACCACAGGCACCUCAAAGUUUGCGACCUACGUGGCUGCCAUGAAGUCCAUAGACAUCCCAGAUAAGAUGCCCCGCUCCCAGGCUCGAAAAUUGGCCGAUAAGCAACUCAGCCAUGCCGUCCAGGACAUGGCCAUGCGGCAGUUCCUGCUCACCAACCUGGUGGAGGUAGAUGGGCACUUCCAAUGGAGAGUGAACUUGGAUGCCCUGGCUGAGCACUUGGAUGAGAUUAUGAACUUCCCACCACAACAGGAACCCUAUUCUGGGCCAACUCUCUUCCUCCUUGGUGGAAGUUCCCAUUAUGUGUGUCCCAGUCACCACCCUGAGAUUAGACGACUCUUUCCUGGCGCCCGGAUACAGACAGUGCCUAACGCCAACCACUGGGUUCAUGCUGACCGCCCCCAGGACUUCAUGGCUGCUGUCCAAAGCUUCUUGGUCUAAGAGGUGCUGCCUGCAAGAGGAGCAGGAGGUCCCAGGCUUCGUGUCCUUGCAGCCUGUUCAUGUUGCCACACAGGACUCGGGCGCGUACUGAGAGGGCACGGGGGUGUGCAGUGGCGAGGCCUCCAGGUUUAAUGAAUAAAGACAAUUCCCCAAAA
Marmota monax (woodchuck) is the source of this 1240-nucleotide messenger RNA. RefSeq names its product abhydrolase domain containing 11 (gene Abhd11). The transcript has 6 exons. The record is from RefSeq and is a predicted model, not a curated record. NCBI's taxonomy places the organism in Eukaryota, Metazoa, Chordata, Mammalia, Rodentia, Sciuridae. Gene Ontology annotation, cellular component: mitochondrion. The coding region runs from base 15 to 1085 and encodes 356 amino acids.